Messenger RNA from Zingiber officinale, 1212 nucleotides. RefSeq names its product tRNA-uridine aminocarboxypropyltransferase 2-like. Lineage: Eukaryota; Viridiplantae; Streptophyta; Magnoliopsida; Zingiberales; Zingiberaceae. The record is from RefSeq and is a predicted model, not a curated record. The coding region runs from base 41 to 886 and encodes 281 amino acids. The transcript has a single exon.
AAGUUUUAUGUAAUUUUCUUAUAAUUUUUCCUAUUGCAUCAUGGGAGGAAGUGACGAAGUGGAUGGUGGCGGUCGUAACGAUGCCGAAGAAGGGGCGGCGGCGGCCGCCAGAGUGGAGGAAGGCGGACGGGAGAUGUGCUGGGACGGGUGCGGACGGCCAGUGAGCGUGUGCGUGUGCGCCCAUCUCCCCGCUCAGCCGAUCCCUACCUCCACUACUAUCAUCGUCCUCCACCAUCCCCACGCCCUCCGCCGCAACCCUCUCUCCACCCUCCCCCUUCUCUCCCGCUCCCUCCUGCGAUGCCACACCCUCCCUGGCCGCCGACUCCGCCUCGGCUCCCAUUUCCUCCUCGACUCCCUCUACCGGAACGCGACCGAUCGCCCCUCCGCUGUCUUCCUCUUCCCCGGAGGCAGGGAUCUCUCCCUCUUUGCCACCGAGUCGGGGCCCCUGCCCUCCGCCCUCGUCGUGUUCGACGGCACGUGGAGGCAAGCAAAGGAGAUGGCGGCGGCGAGCGCGCCGUUCCUCGAGCGGUUUGCUGUUAGGGUUUCACUGGGCGGAUACGAUCCGGGGGUGGAGGGGCCGAGCACGUUCGAGUCCGAGCUGGUGCUGAGGAAGGAGCCAUUCCAGGGUUGUGUGAGCACAAUGGAGGCGGUGGCGAGGGCGUUGCGAGUGAUGGAGCCGAGUGGAAAGGGGGCGGAGGUGGAGGGCGCGCUCCUGUUGCUGCUGAGAGCCAUGGUGGGCUUCCAGGCGCGCCACCUGCAUCCGACGAAGCCCCGCACCAAACUGAAGAAGAAGAAGGAAAUCAUGGCAGAAAUGGUGGCAGCUGGGAAGACAAAUGAGAAGAAGGGAGCUGCCGAGGAACAAAAUCUACAAUUGCUAUGCUCAUAACCUGUUUGUUGUUAUUAGUCUUAGAAAGAGCAAUAUUAUUUAUACCAUUGAAUUUGUGCUUCUAAAUCAUCUAUUUUGUCUUUCAAUUUUUAAUCAGUAGCUAAACAUUUUUUUUAGAUGUUUCUGUCAGCAUAAACUACCAUAAUACAGUUUCAUGAUCGUUAGCAAUGAAAGUAACUUGCCACAAUAGAAUAUAUAUUCUAAACUUGUUUCUUCUUCUUGCAUUGUUAAGCCCCUCGAGUGCAGGUGAUCAUGCAAACUUGUUAUCUUUGCAUGUUUCUUCUGUUUGUUCCCUCUCCCUUCAUCUCCUAUAAGCUUCAAAUUAA